CUUCCAUGCUACGACUCAAGAAACCCUCUUCGGGGCCAACUCAUUUUGGUGCAUCAAUAUUUUGACACAAACUUUUCCUGUCUCAAACAAAUCGUACUUAAUAUUUAACUGAAAUUAUCAGUGAAAACCCCCAGGAUUCAAAAAGAUCGCUCUUGAGGUGUUGCCGAACUAGGCCUGUUCAGGAUCUCUUGCCACUUGCUUGCCACCUCCAAGGUUGUUGCCGAUGCUGCCUUUAUUUUUCCGACUCAAGAGAACAGGGCUGGUACCGCUGUGGAUUCUGCGCAGAAACCCAUCGGCGGGGCCGUAUCGAUAUCCUUCACCCGUACGGCUCGCCAGUCAGGUGAACAACUCAGCAACCACUCCUCGUCUCCGCUACGAUUCAAUCCUCUCGCAUCUGCUGGCAGGGAUUGUAGGCGGUGGGAUUGUUAUCGGUGCAGGUUACACCUAUUACCACCUAUCUGGUAUUAAAAGGGCUGUAGAUGCUGUCAAACAAGUCAACGAAUAUCUCAGUCAGACAAGAGAGUCUGUUCUCAAACGACAUCCGAAUGAAGCAGUAGAGUACCUUCGCAGAAUCGCGAAGAGUUAUGCUGUCUUCGUACCAGGUUCAGGGUUGGUCAUCGACAGGAUUCUUAACUCUGUCGGAGAAAUAGUAGACGAGCACCAGGAGGAGGCGUCUGAAAUCCUGAUAAGGGCGCAAUCAAAGAUUCAAGAAAUCAUGAAGCACAAGUCGGAGUUGAGUAAUGUGGAGUUGGCUUCUAGGAUUAUGAAGGUGGUGGGCGAUCAUCUGAAUGAAAUAGGUGCUCUGGGCUCUAAAGCAGGUGGCAAACUGCUCGACCCCGUUUGGCUGCACCUUCCUGACAUGACGGUACCUCACGGCAAAGUCGUCGGAUACGUAGGGAGUCUCAAGGAUCUAUCUGGAAAGGCAUGGCCGCGGUUGAAGAAAGAGAAGGAGAGAGAUUCCGAGCCGCGUAAGGAGCACUCGGAUUGACACCAGAGACUUAAUGAAUUUUGUUAUAAUAAUUUUUAUCGGGACCCGGCCACCAUUACAAUGUCCUUCAGACAAGGGGUACAUAGCUUUGAACACAUCUAGUGAACAUUGUAAGGAUGGGCAUUACAGCUGUUUCCAUAAUCGUAGGCCGCUCAGAAAAAAAAUUGACGAUGUAAGUAUAACUUGAUUGAAAUUUGAAAUCCAC
This is a messenger RNA of Marasmius oreades (fairy-ring Marasmius), 1193 nucleotides long. RefSeq lists its product as uncharacterized. NCBI's taxonomy places the organism in Eukaryota, Fungi, Basidiomycota, Agaricomycetes, Agaricales, Marasmiaceae. The record is from RefSeq and is a predicted model, not a curated record. Bases 224 to 988 code for a protein of 254 amino acids. The transcript has 2 exons.